AUGGGAGCGGUUUAUAACAUAUACUUAGUAUUUUGUGUCUACCUGUUCUUGUCUAAAUCUUCCUCUCUCUCCUUAUCUUGUAAAUUACGGAGACAAUUUCAUCUCAAUGGGUUGCACAAGGCUGGCGAUGUGGUUUUUGGUGGGGUGUUAAAGAUCCACUACAUCUCAGUCUUCCCUGAGAAUAAAUUCACUUCAGAACCACAAGAUCCCACCUGUGAAGGCUUUAACACUCAGGGCUUCAGGCAGGCCAUGACAAUGGUCUUUGCUGUUGAUGAGAUAAACAGAAACUCCAAUCUGCUACCUAAUGUGACUCUGGGAUACAGUCUUUAUGAUGACUGUGGUGCACUUGUAACUGGAUUUCGUGCUGCUUUGGUGCUGGCCAGUGGUCAAGAGGAGCAGUUUCUGCUGAAGGAAAACUGUUCAGGGACCCCAUCAGUUGUUGGGAUUGUGGGGGAUGCCUAUUCAACAGUUUCUAUAGCCAUCUCGAGUGUGCUGGGUUUAUUCAGAUUGCCCAUGGUGAGUCAUUUUGCCACAUGUUCCUGCCUGAGUGAUAGGCAACGAUUUCCAUCCUUCUUUAGAACAAUCCCAAGUGAUGCAUUCCAGGUGCGUGCCAUGAUUCAGAUUCUGAAACACUUUGGCUGGACUUGGGUCGGCCUUCUGGUCAGUGAUGAUGACUAUGGACUCAAUGUUGCCCGAUCCUUUCCGUCUGACCUGGCUCAGUCUGGUGGAGGUUGUCUGGCAUACUCAGAGGUUUUGCCCUGGGACAGUGACUCAAAUAAACUCAGGAAGAUUGUACAUUUGAUAAAGACAUCAACAGCUCGUGUGGUCAUGGUGUUUGCUCAUGACGGCCACAUGUAUGAACUAAUGGAAGAGGUGGUGAGGCAGAAUGUGACAGACCGGCAAUGGAUAGCAAGUGAAGCCUGGACAACAGAUACUGCACUCCAGAUGCCCCAUCUCAUGCCCUAUUUGAGAGGCACUCUGGGCAUUGCCAUCCGUCGAGGAGAAAUAGCAGGACUAAGAGAUUUCUUCUUACGAAUACGUCCUGACCAAAAUUACAACAAUAUCUAUGGAAAUAGCAUGGUGACACAGUUUUGGGAAUACACGUUUCAGUGUAGAUUUGCACCACCUCCAGCAGGUUGGAUGGAAACCGGGGGAACACUAUGCACUGGACAGGAGGAUAUUGAAAAUGCGGAGACCGCGUUUUUAGAUGUUUCUAACCUCAGGUCUGAGUACAAUGUGUACAAGGCUGUUUAUGCUCUGGCGUAUGCUCUUGAUGACAUGCUGCACUGUGUACCAGGAAGAGGGCCUUUUAGCAGGAACAGCUGUGCCACUCUGCAAACAAUGGAACCAUGGCAGGUUGUACAUUACUUGCAAACAGUCAACUUCACCACACCACUUGGUGAUGAAGUGUCAUUUGAUGACAAUGGUGAUGUCUUACCAAUAUAUGAUGUCAUGAACUGGCUGUGGCUCCCUGAUGGACGAACAAAGAUUCAGAAUGUGGGUGAGGUUAAAGAGUCAGCCGAAGGUGAAGAACUCAAACUUGAUGAAGACAAAAUCUUCUGGAACUUUGAAUUUAAAGAGCCCCCCCGGUCAGUGUGCAGUGAGAACUGUCCUCCAGGUACCCGCAUGGCCAGAAAGAAAGGGCAACCUGAGUGCUGCUUUGACUGCAUCCCUUGUUCUGAGGGAAAGAUCAGCAAUAAGACUGACUCCAUGGAGUGCACCAGUUGUCCAGAGGACUUCUGGUCCAGCCCCCAGCGUGACUACUGUGUUCCUAAGAAAACUGAGUUCCUCUCCUACCAUGAGCCUCUGGGUAUCUGCCUGACAACUGCCUCAUUGUUGGGCACAUUUAUCUGUGCUAUUGUUCUGAAAAUCUUCAUCUAUCAUCGCAGUACACCCAUGGUACGCGCCAACAAUUCAGAGCUGAGUUUCCUGCUCUUGGUGUCUCUUAAACUAUGUUUCCUUUGCUCACAGCUGUUUAUGGUUCGCCCAAGUCUCUGGACAUGCCAACUGAGACAUGCAGCAUUUGGGAUCAGCUUUGUGCUUUGUGUCUCAUGUAUUCUGGUCAAAACCAUGGUGGUUCUAGCUGUGUUCAAGGCCUCCAAACCAGGAGGUGGAGCCAGUCUGAAGUGGUUUGGUGCUAUGCAGCAGAGAGGAACAGUUCUGUUUCUUACUUCUAUUCAGGCAGCGAUCUGUACUGCUUGGCUUGUCUCUGCUUCACCAGCUCCUCAUAAAAACACUCAAUACCACAAUGACAAGAUAGUUUAUGAAUGUGUAGUCGGGUCCACAGUUGGUUUUGCAGUAUUACUUGGCUAUAUUGGCUUACUGGCUAUCCUCAGCUUCCUGUUAGCAUUUCUGGCAAGGAAUCUUCCAGACAACUUCAAUGAGGCCAAACUCAUCACUUUCAGCAUGCUGAUCUUCUGUGCUGUGUGGGUGGCCUUUAUUCCUGCUUAUGUCAACUCUCCAGGCAAAUAUGCAGAUGCAGUGGAGGUAUUUGCCAUCCUGGCCUCCAGUUUUGGUCUCUUGAUGGCUCUGUUUGGUCCCAAAUGUUACAUAAUUCUACUGAGACCAGAGAGGAACACAAAGAAAGCAAUCAUGGGUCGGGGAACCGCAAAGUCAUAAAACACUCAAAUUCAUCAAUAGAAAAGGAGUGCUUGUUGUAGUUGUGCUCCUUGUAUAUAAUAUAGUAUCUUAACAUUACUAAUAUUAAUUGUUUGAAAACUCUGAAGAAUCUCAUCAUAGUGUACCCACAACGGCAGUAGUCCCCUUGGCCCCUUCAGAAUUUCCCCAGAGGAAAUUUUCUAGUUGAAUAUUAUUAUAUUAACAUCCUUACACUGAUGCUUAGUUUAAGUGUAUACUCUGAUAUCCUCUAUGAAAUAUUUUACCAGUUAUCAUUGUCUUUAAGGUGAGCGUGAGACAACUGUUUUUUAGCAGAAACACAAAUAUGGCACAUACUGAAAUAAGCAGAAAUUAAGCACAGGUCAAGCUAUCCUGGUAA
Molecule: messenger RNA, 2995 nt
Organism: Centropristis striata (black sea bass)
Lineage: Eukaryota; Metazoa; Chordata; Actinopteri; Perciformes; Serranidae
Product: extracellular calcium-sensing receptor-like
Exons: 9
Coding region: 1-2619 (872 amino acids)
Biological process (GO): G protein-coupled receptor signaling pathway
Cellular component (GO): membrane
Molecular function (GO): G protein-coupled receptor activity
Source: RefSeq, a predicted model, not a curated record